GCCGUGUGUGGCUGUGGCUCCCAGGACUCGUUGCCGUUCCGGCCGCUCCGGGAGGGGGAUUUGUUCUUCCCCGAGGACCGGGAGGUGAAUCUGGUGGAGCUGGCGUUGGCCACCAACAUCCCCAAGGGCUGUGCCGAGACCACGGUCAGAGUGCACGUGUCCUACCUGGAUGGCAAAGGGAACCUGGAGCCGCAGGGAGCAGUGCCCAGCGCCGUGUCCUCGCUGACCGAUGACCUCCUCAAGUAUUACCAGCACGUGACCCGCGCCGUGCUGGGCGAUGACCCCCAGCUCAUGAAGGUGGCUCUGCAGGACCUCCAGAGCAACCCCAAGAUCGCGGCGCUGCUGCCCUACUUCGUCUACGUGGUCAGUGGGGUGAAAUCCGUGAGCCACGACCUGGAGCAGCUGAGCCGGCUGCUGCACCUGGCCCGGAGCCUGAUCCAGAACCCGUUCCUGUGCCUGGGCUCGUACGUGUGCAGCCUCAUGGGCUCGGUGCUCUACUGCGUCCUGGAGCCCUUGGCCGCCUCCAUCAACCCCCUCAACGACCACUGGACCCUGCGGGACUACGCGGCCAUGCUGCUGGGCCGCAUCUUCUGGAGUCACGGCGAGCUGGUCCGAGGGCUGUACCAGCAGAUCCUGCUCUCGCUCCAGAAGGUUCUGGCGGAUCCGGUGCGGCCGCUCUGCUCCCACUACGGCGCCGUGGUGGGGCUGCACGCGCUGGGCUGGAAGGCAGUGGAGCGGGUGCUGUACCCCCACCUCCCCACGUACUGGCCCAACCUGCAGGCCGUGCUGGACGAUUACUCCGUGUCCAACGCUCAGGUCAAGGCCGACGGCCACAAAGUCUACGGCGCCAUCCUGGUCGCCGUGGAGCGGCUGCUGAAAGCCAAAGCUCAGUCCUCCUCCUCCUCCUCUUCCUCCUCCUCUUCCUCCUCGUCGUCGUCGCCGCUGUCGCCGCUGUCGCCGUCGCUGCGGGACAUGUACCGCGAGCUCUACGAUUUUUUUGGGGACAGCCUGGCCGCCCGUUUCGGUACCGGCGCCCCCGCCGAGCCCCCGAGCCCCCCGGGGGCGUCCGAGGGUGCCCGCAAAGAGCCCCCGGCCGAAGGGGCCGCCCGUAAAAUGCCGCAGUUGACGAACGCCACGGUGAGCCCGAGGGACGAGGAGCCCCCCCCGGCACGACCCCCCCUGCACCGAACCCCGGGACCCCCGCCCCGACCCCGCGGGACCCCCCGCACCCCCUCCGGCCACCGGCCCGGCGCUCGGGACGUGUUCCAGAAAUGUCGCUUCGCCCCUCGGGGACCUCCCCGCUUCAGUUUCGUGAUCGCGGGGCGCCAGACCGGGCGCCGCUGCCCCGGCCGGAGGUUCCAGACGAGUUUCCCGCAGCCGCCCGGGGCCGCGCUCGGCUCCCGCUACGCGCAGAGGCUCCCGAUGAUCGGCAGGACCGCGAGGGCCCCGCGGCGCUGGCCACGGGCCGAGUACUCGCUGCUGCUGCUGCUGUGA
Sturnus vulgaris (Common starling) is the source of this 1494-nucleotide messenger RNA. NCBI's taxonomy places the organism in Eukaryota, Metazoa, Chordata, Aves, Passeriformes, Sturnidae. The record is from RefSeq and is a predicted model, not a curated record.